Messenger RNA from Petromyzon marinus (sea lamprey), 864 nucleotides. RefSeq names its product tumor necrosis factor ligand superfamily member 13. Gene Ontology annotation, cellular component: membrane. Gene Ontology annotation, molecular function: receptor ligand activity; tumor necrosis factor receptor binding. NCBI's taxonomy places the organism in Eukaryota, Metazoa, Chordata, Hyperoartia, Petromyzontiformes, Petromyzontidae. The record is from RefSeq and is a predicted model, not a curated record. Gene Ontology annotation, biological process: positive regulation of B cell proliferation; immune response.
GGUGGGCGAGGAGGUGGCAGGCGAGUGUGACGAUGCGGGAGACCCCGGGACUCCAGCCCCGCGCCCGCACGGCGCUCCUCCUGACCCUGGCGCUGACCCUGGCGCUGACCUUGGCCCUGACCUUGGCCGUGACCCUGGCGGCCAUCCUGGCCGGGGAGCUGCGCUCGCUGCGUCUCGAGUUGGGGGCCCUCAGGGCACAGGUGGGGGGCCUGGGGGAGCGGCUGGGGGGCUCACCCCAGGGUGCCCGGGGCGGUGGCGGGGGUCAAGGGGUCACGGACGAUGCCACGGCUGCUCGUGGCCCUGUGCUGCCGGCCCUAAUGGUCCCAGUCCGAUCGCGUCGGAGCCCGGCAGGGGAAGGGAAGCGAUCUAAGAAGAGUGAGUUUACAUACGAGACACAGAGCUACAUUCACCUCAAACCCGGGCCAGUUCUCGACAGCAAAGACGACGAGACUCGCAUUCAGUGGCAGCUGGGCCUCAAGAAGGGUGACGCUCUGAGCCUGCGGGAGAACGCGAUCCACGUGCACGAACGUGGAUCAUACUUUAUCUACAGCCAGGUGCUGUUCAGUGACCCCACGUUUGUGAUGGGUCACAUCGUGAGGCGAGGGGCCCACAGCAAGGUGGCGCUGUUCCGCUGCAUGCAGAACAUGCCGGAGAAGGAGCCCAACAACUCCUGCUACACCGCCGGCAUGGCGGAGUUGAAUAAGGGCGACGUGGUGGAGUUGGUGAUCCCGCGCGAGGAUUCGGCGCUCAGCCUGGAGGCCGACUCCACCUUCAUCGGUGUCAUGAAGCUCAUGUGACCUCGCGACGGUCACGUGACCCAGCGACGGUCACGUGACCCAGCGAUGGUCACGUGACCUCGCGACG